AUGGACCAGGCGUUGUACGAUGAGUUCGGCAACUACAUAGGCCCGGAGCUCAGUGGGUCGGAGAGUGAGGAAGAGGAUGAGCAGGAGGCGUCGCCCGCGCGGUCCCCCGCCGCGGCCGCGAUGAGCGAGGACGGCGACGGUGGCGACGAUGGCGAGGGCGACGACGGCCCAGGCACCGCGGUGGUCCUGCACGAGGACAAGAAGUUCUACCCGACCGCGGAGGAGGUCUACGGCCCGGGGACCGAGGCGCUCGUGAUGGAGGAGGACGCGCAGCCUAUUGAAGUACCUAUCAUUGCGCCGCCCUCUUCCAAGGUGCACGACUUGUUCGAGGAGGAGCCCCCCGCGACGACGUACUCCGCGGAGUUCCUCGCGGGUCUGAUGGGCAACGCGGACCUCGUGCGCCACGUCGCGGUAUGCGGGCACUUGCAUCACGGGAAGACCACACUCAUGGACCUGCUCGUGGAGCAGACGCACGCGGUGGCGCACGAGAUGCGCGCGAACCAGAAGCAGCUGCGCUACACGGACACGCGCGCGGACGAGCAGGCGCGCGUGAUGUCGCUCAAGACGGUGCCGAUGUCGCUGGUGCUCGAGGGCGGGAACGGCAAGCACCGGCUCUACAACCUCCUCGACGCGCCGGGGCACCCGAACUUCGCGGACGAGGCCACGGCGGCGGCGCGGCUCGCCGACGGCAUGCUGCUCGUCGUGGAUGCGGUGGAGGGCGUGAUGAUGGGCACGCGCACCGCGGUGAAGCUCGCCGUGCAAGAGGACCUCCCGGUGUGUCUGGUGGUGACCAAGGUGGACCGGCUGGCGACGGAGCUCAAGCUGCCGCCGAACGACGCGUACCACAAGCUGCGGCACACGAUCGAGGAGGUGAACAGGCUGAUCGAGGGGCUGGCGCCGGGGUCGCGGCGGGUGCGGCCGGUGGACCCCGCGAAGGGGAGCGUGUGCUUCGCCGGGGCGCUGUACGGCUUCGCGUUCACGCUGCAGUCGUUCGCGAAGCUCUACGACGACGUGCAGUGCGGCGGCGGGCGCGACGUCGACGUCCGGGCCUUCGCGAAGCGGCUCUGGGGGGACUACUUCUUCGACCCCUCCACGCGCAAGUUCCUCAAGAAGGCCCCGCCCGGUGGCCGCGACCGCUCCUUCGUCGAGUUCGUCCUCGAGCCGCUGUACAAGCUGAUCUCGCAGGUCGUGGGCGAAGACGCAAAGACGCUCCAGAGCGUGCUGUACGACGAGUUCGGCGCGUCGCUGAAGCCGUCCGAGUACCACCAGAGCUCGCGGCCGCUGCUGAAGCUGGUCGCGGCGUCGGCGUUCGGCGCGCCGACCGGCCUGGCGGACAUGAUGACGGAGCAUCUGCCGACGGCGCGCGAGGCCGCGCCGACGAAGCUCGAGAUGUGCUACACAGGCCCGCUGGACUCGGCGCUCGCCGACCACGUGCGCGCGUGCAACCCGCGCGGCCCGCUCGUGGUGCACGUGGCGAAGCUGGUGCCCAACCCCGACCAGAAGGCCUUCGGGGCGCUUGGGCGCGUGAUGUCGGGCACCGUGCAGCCAGGCGACCGCGUCAGGGUGCUCGGGGAGUCGUACUCGCCCGAGGACGAGGAGGACGCGUCCGUGCAGGAGGUGGCCGCCGUGCAGGUGCUGCAAGCGCGGUAUCGGCUGGGGAUGACCAAGGCCGGCGCCGGGAACCUCGUGCUGCUCGCGGGGGUCGACGAGACGAUAUCCAAGACGGCGACGAUCGUCUCGGACCUGCUCGACGACGAGGACGAGCCGCACAUCUUCCGCCCGCUGCGCUUCCCGACGCGGGCCACGGUGAAGAUCGCGACCGAGCCGCUGAACCCGUCGGAGCUGCCGAAGAUGGUCGACGCGCUGCGCAAGGCGGGGAAGUCGUACCCGCUGCUGUCGACGCGCGUCGAGGAGUCGGGCGAGCACACGCUGGUGGGCACGGGGGAGUUGUAUCUUGACUCGGUGAUGCGGGACAUCCGGGAGACGUUCGCGGAGGUCGAGGUGAAGGUCGCGGACCCCGUGGUGACGCUGUGCGAGACGGUCGUGGAGACGAGCAGCCUCAAGUGCUUCGCGGAGACGCCCAAUCGGAAAAACAAGAUCACCAUGAUCGCGGAGCCGCUCGACCGCGGGCUCGGCGAGGACAUCGAGGCCGGCGCCGUCGACGCGUCCUGGGGCAAGAAGAAGCUCGGGGCGUUCCUCCAGGGCAAGUACGACUGGGACCUCCUCGCGGCGCGCUCGGUGUGGGCCUUCGGCCCCGACGACCGCGGACCCAACGUCCUCCUCGACGACACGCUCCCGGGCGAGGUCGACAAGCAGCUCAUGGCCGCGGCGCGCGCGAGCGUCGUGCAGGGCUUCCGCUGGGGCGCGCGCGAGGGCCCGCUCUGCGACGAGCCCAUGCGCAACGUCAAGUUCAAACUGAUGGGCGCGCAGGUCGCGCCGGACCCGAUCUCGCGCGGCGGCGGGCAGGUCAUUCCGACCGCGCGCCGCGUGUGCUACUCGGCGUUCCUCAUGGCCACCCCGCGCCUGAUGGAGCCGGUGUACGAGGUAGAGGUGAUCUCGCCCGCGGACUGUCUGCAGACGGUGUACAGCGUGCUGGCGAAGCGGCGCGGGCACGUGACGAGCGAGGCGCCCAAGCCCGGGACGCCCGUGUUCAUCUUCAGCGCGCUGCUGCCCGUCCUGGAGAGCUUCGGCUUCGAGACUGACCUCCGCUAUCAUACCCAGGGCCAGGCGUUCUGCACGCAGCAGUUCGACCACUGGACGGUGGUGCCGGGGGACCCGCUGGACCGCACCGUCGUGCUGCGGCCGCUGGAGCCCGCGCCCGUGAACGCGCUGGCGCGGGAGCUGAUGGUGAAGACGCGGCGGCGCAAGGGGAUGAGCGAGGACGUGAGCGUGGCCAAGUUCUUCGACGACCCGAUGCUGCUGGAGCUCGCGCGGCAAGAUGCCGACCUGCACAUGCUGCUGUGA
Pedinophyceae sp. YPF-701 is the source of this 2964-nucleotide messenger RNA. The record is from the annotation of a GenBank genome assembly. Lineage: Eukaryota; Viridiplantae; Chlorophyta; Pedinophyceae.